Molecule: messenger RNA, 2140 nt
Organism: Diospyros lotus (date-plum)
Lineage: Eukaryota; Viridiplantae; Streptophyta; Magnoliopsida; Ericales; Ebenaceae
Product: hydroxyproline O-arabinosyltransferase RDN2
Exons: 9
Coding region: 421-1551 (376 amino acids)
Molecular function (GO): glycosyltransferase activity
Source: RefSeq, a predicted model, not a curated record
CUGCUUCUCAUUUCAGUUACCAAUUUGUUGAAAGAAUUAUACGGUUCCAAUGAGACCUGUUUAUGUUCUUGGAAUUUUGUGAUUUGUUGACUGGUGACGAAUACUUCGCUCUGUUGAUCUACUGUAAGCCCGUACUCAGUUACUUUGAUCUGUUAUCUCAUCGAGAGUCUGUCUCAGCCAAUCGGCGGUAACGUUGACCUUCCUGAUUCCUUUAAGAGCUUCAGGCACUUUCUCUUGGAAAACAGGCCCAAAUUCAUUAUUACCAUACAAGUUUUCCGCUCAUAAUCACUGAAUUAAUGUUUGUGCUGCGAAUUGGAAGAGUGCAAUGCCUUCCAAAUGGUGUCAUUUAAUAACUUUUUGAAGGGAAGCGUUGGUUUCUGAUUCUGGAAGAGCUUGAAUAUUGUUCUGUGGUAACAAAUUAUGAUUGGAAGGAAGAACAUGGGGCAGGCAUUGCCACUGUUUCUGGUUCUUCUGGCUCUUGGGUUUUUCUUUGCAACAUAUAAUUUGCUGACCAUGAUAUUUCACAAUAGAACUGCUGCUUCUGGCUCAGAGGAGUAUAUCAGUGAGGAUUCACAAAGUCACUUGUUAGUUGAUCCUAUUGUCGAGAUGCCUAAGGAUGUGAAGAGACUAAAGAAUGCUAAGCUGCUAUUCCAUGUUGCCUUAACAGCUACCGAUGCACCUUAUAGCAAAUGGCAAUGUCGGAUUAUGUACUAUUGGUAUAAGAAGACAAAGAACUUGCCUGGAUCAGAGAUGGGUGCAUUCACUCGGAUCCUACAUUCAGGAAGUCCCGAUAACUUAAUGGAUGAGAUUCCUACCUUUGUGGUUGACCCUCUACCAGCAGGCCUGGAUCGAGGUUAUGUAGUUUUAAAUAGACCGUGGGCCUUUGUGCAAUGGCUGGAAAAGGCUACAAUUGAAGAAGAAUACAUAUUGAUGGCAGAACCUGAUCACAUUUUUGUGAAUCCGCUCCCUAAUUUGGCACAUGGAGAUUUACCUGCUGCCUUCCCUUUUUUCUACAUAAAGCCUGAAGAAAAUGAAAAGAUUAUAAGAAAGUUUUUCCCCAAGGAGAAUGGCCCUGUCACUAAUAUUGAUCCAAUAGGCAAUUCCCCUGUUAUUAUCAAGAAGGAUUUGCUGGAGAAAAUCGCACCUACCUGGAUGAAUGUUUCUUUGAGAAUGAAAGAUGACCCAGAGACUGAUAAAACCUUUGGAUGGGUGCUAGAAAUGUAUGCAUAUGCUGUGGCCUCAGCUUUACAUGGUGUACAGCAUAUUCUUCGGAAAGACUUUAUGCUACAGCCUCCAUGGGAUUUGGAAACUACGGGCAGGUUUAUUAUCCAUUACACUUAUGGGUGUGACUAUAACAUGAAGGGUGAGCUAACAUAUGGAAAAAUUGGAGAGUGGCGAUUUGACAAGAGAUCGUUUCUCCGUGGACCUCCACCUAGAAAUCUCCCAUUGCCCCCUCCAGGAGUUCCUGAAAGUGUGGUCACUCUUGUAAAGAUGGUGAAUGAAGCUACAGCCAACAUUCCAGGAUGGGAACCAGAUAGGAAGUCAUCGUAAACCCUCAAAAACCUGGUCACAGAAAAAAAUGAGAAUCCUGUUUUUUGUUUGGCCAUUCAUGCACACAAAGACAAAGCUCAUACUUGAUUCUUGUAAGAACAUACAUACAGAAAGAAAAACUAUGGUUUUGCUCUAAACUAGGGUACGCCACACCUCCAUUGGGAGAGGAAAAGGAAACCAUAGCAAAGGUAGUUAAUUUUUGAUUACUUAUUCAGUCCCGAUAAGUAAAAUUUUCAAAUUUGUUAGUAGGUUUCCCGUAUUUGAUUUUGUUGUAUUUAUUAUUGAUAUUGGGAGAAUUCCUCUACCAAAAUUAAGAAGGGAAAGGGGUGGGGGAUGAGAUGGAGUAAUUUGUAUCUUGUUACUGUAGCACUGGAAUGUAUGAUCAGGAAACAUUGCGAGCAAGCAGGUUUGGUCAUGAGCUGAAUGGAGCUUAGGGCUUGACUCCAGUGGGACCAUUGACCUUUUAUCCUCUCUCUCUCUCUCUCACGUGGUUGAUUUUGGGGGUUGGGUUGGGUUUUCAAUUUGAACAUUGAUGAGCAUAAACAAAUUAUGUGCUGUAUUUGAUUAUAAUAAACAUUGGGUUCGAGUA